Molecule: messenger RNA, 338 nt
Organism: Rotaria sp. Silwood1
Lineage: Eukaryota; Metazoa; Rotifera; Eurotatoria; Philodinida; Philodinidae
Source: the annotation of a GenBank genome assembly
AUCAAGAAGGAUAUUUGCGUUCUACAAAUGAUGCAUAUUAUGCUAUUAUGCAACGUGAUGGUAAUUUUGUUGUUUAUACAUCACGAGAUUUUAGUCCAGUAAAUGCCCAAUGGAGUUCUAAUUCUACUAACAAAGGCCAACAACCAUUUCGAUUAAUAAUGCAAGAUAAUGGUAACUUGGUCAUCCGCGAUGUAAACAACAAAGUAAUAUGGAGUACUCAUACAGCAGGAAAAGGUGUAAAGCCUCAUCAUCUUAUUAUGCAAAUUGAUCGAAAUCUUGUCCUAUAUGAUGGCAAUCAUCAACCGAUAUGGGCAUCAAAUACAACAAAGUGGUGGUGA